Molecule: messenger RNA, 1150 nt
Organism: Dermacentor andersoni
Lineage: Eukaryota; Metazoa; Arthropoda; Arachnida; Ixodida; Ixodidae
Source: RefSeq, a predicted model, not a curated record
UCCGCUUUGCCCACCAGGAUUCAUAAAGCGGUGCGCUGACAAUAAAAAGGGGGCCUCCUUGGUUUGGGACUUGGGGUAUGUUGUCUGUUUUGUUCGUUCAACAGCGCGUCUGCCUCUACACAGUGGCAGCAACGCUAAGCAUCACUGUUACCUUACAAUUUCAUGUUUGUUCGUCCGAAGUCUAUUUUCUACUUAGAUGGAACAUUUUCUUUGUUCUGUCUCAUUCUCAGACGACGCCAACCUUCCCAAUGGUCUCCGCCUGCAUGGGCCACUGGGGCUUCUGGCAAGCUUGGGUGGCCACGCUGGCUGCCAGGGGGUUAACCUGGCUGCUGCUGUACUUCUGGGCGUCAGAAAUAUACAGAGAGCAGCAGCCGGGUAUACCCCAGACAGCCGAGGCCAUCUACGGCUGGCGCUGCAGGAUUGUGGCUUACGCCGAUACAGUGGCGUCCACUGCGCUCGCCUCCUUGCCGGUAUUCGGCCCCUAUGAGUAUGCGGAGGCCCAUGCUGUGCUGGCUGCGGUCGUCAUGGUGGUGACGCUGUGCGUCCUUGCAGCAGCUACGUACCUGAAGGUCAUGGUGGAGAACGACGAUGGGACCCCUCAAUACUAUACCACCAUUUCGUCCAUUAUCAACUACGGAGAUGCAGCGAAGUACUUCUUCACGGCCUUUAUUUUGCACACCCUUACCCACGGAUGUCACCUGAUAAACAUAAUGGCGACCGUGUUACAAUGGCCAUUGCCACAAAAGCAGCUCCAGAGUAUAUGGCGCAGAAUACUUAUGAUGACGUCAGCGGCUGUAGAGACGGUAUCUCUACCACUGAUAGCCGUCUACAGAAGUGAGCAGACGCAGCAGCACCUUUUCAUCACAGCUGUAUACGCGAUGACAUCCCUGGCUACAAUGUCCCUGUUCUUCAUCGAGCAAAGUGCAGUCCGGGGCCCAUUCAAGGUCCGGUGCAGGCGUCAGUCUUCAACGAAGGGGCGAGCGUGACCAUCUUCGCCUUCGGGCUUUUGUUUAUGGGAGUCGCAUUCAACCUGCAUGUUUCUGAGCGCCCAUAUUGUGCAGGCGUCAGUCUUCAUUGAAGGGGCGUGCGUGACCAUCUACGCCUCCGGGCUAUUGUUUAUGGCAGUUCCAUUUAGGCUGCAUGUUUCUGG